UGUUUACAUUGAAAGUACAUUUACUAUCAAUCUGGAACGCCGCUACAAGUUAGUGAAAUUAUAGCAAACAAGUGGCCGGGAAAUGAGUUCAUCAAAUUUUCUAGUGCUAUUGAAAGCAUUUUCCGAAUCGCUGAAGCGUGCGUUCAAAGAGGACGACAUCGAAUUGCUGAAGGCGGAAUAUGAUGCCGCGCGUGCCAGCGAUAACGAUAAAAAGACGGCACUACAUCAGGCGUUUCGAGAUAUGUUGCUCACGAAAACGGAGGACAUCCCUGCCAUCGAGCGGUUUAUCAGCUUCGCCGUCACAUCCUGCCGCAAGGAUAUGACGGUCGCGACGAUGCCGGUGGUACUUCUGGGGGACAUCUUCGAUGCGGUAACAUUAGAUCGGGCCGAGAAAAUCUUUACGUACGUUGAGAACAAUGUGGCCAUUUGGAAGGAAGAAUUUUUCUUCACCGCUUGCAAACACAAUCUGCUUCGUAUGUGCAACGAUUUGUUACGGCGGUUGUCCCGCUCGCAAAACACAGUUUUCUGUGGACGGAUACUGCUGUUCUUGGCCAAGUUUUUCCCAUUCUCCGAGCGCAGCGGCUUGAACAUCAUAUCGGAGUUUAACCUGGAGAAUAUCACCGAGUACGGCAUGGAAGGGAAUGAAAUGACACUCGAACAGCUGUCUGCAGGCAGUGAGGUAGAGGACGAUGCGAAGACGGAAGAUGAGAAACUCAAGAUUGACUACAAUCUGUACUGCAAGUUUUGGGCGUUACAAGAUUUUUUCCGCAACCCAAAUCAGUGCUACAACAAAGUCCAAUGGAAAACAUUUGCCACCCAUGCCGGCAGUGUAUUGGCGGCGUUCAUUAGCUUCAAGCUGGAAGAGCAUCGUGCAUCGAGUGUUAGUACGAAGGCACCCGAAGGAUCCGCCGCGACCGACGAUCGUAUGGAGGAGGACCAAAUCCGUGAAUCGGGACAUUUCUUCGCUAAAUUCCUUACCAAUCCGAAGCUGCUUUCGUUACAGCUUUCCGAUUCGAACUUCCGACGCUCAGUGUUGGUACAGUUUCUCAUUCUGUUCCAGUACCUCAAUUCUACGGUGAAGUUCAAGGCCGAGACGCACAUCCUCACGCAAGCACAGAGCGAUUGGUUGAAGGAAACCGAAACGGUAGUGUACCGGUUGAUCGAGGAGUCUCCUCCAAAUGGAAAAAAGUUUGCCACUACCGUGCGGCACAUGCUGACACGCGAGGAACUGUGGAACAGCUGGAAGAAUGAGGGUUGCAAAGAGUUCAAGCGUCCGGAAGCGGUGCUAGAAGAAGGCUCGUCUACCACAGCAACAACCAGCUCGGGUUCUGGAGCGGCCCCAGCGGUAACGGCUUCUAGUGGUCGUCCUCCGGCCAAACGACCCCGUCGACCGUUGGGAGACCUGAUUCGGGACGCAACAAAACAGGGCAAGUUUUACAUGGGCAACCAGGAAAUAACGCGCCUGUGGAACCUUUGUCCGGACAAUUUGCAGGCAUGCAAGGGUACGGAUAGAAAUUUUCUACCAUCUCUCGAGUCUUACCUAGAGAAUCCGAAAGAAAAACAGGACCCUUCGUUCGAGUGGCGCGCGCUACGUUUGCUUGCCCGUCAAUCGCCUCACUUCUUCACGCUGUUCAACACACCCUCGUACAAGGUGUCCGACUACCUCGAGAGCGUUCGCAAGAAGAUCCAGAAGGACAAGCUCGACAUCAAACUGGAAAAUGCAAUCAAAGAGGAAACAGCACCCCAAUCCACAGAACAGACGGAAGCCGAAGGUGAGGGACUGGUUGGGGAUGAGGAACACGAGCAGAUGGAAACGGAACUGUUGAAGACAGAGCAGCUGACGCCGGAAGAUAAAAACACCCACAAAACGCUUGCGGUGAGCAAGGAGCAGCUUUCCGAGCUGGCACCGAGCAUCGGAAAGGACUGGAAGAAGCUAGCCACUAAGCUUGGGUAUAGUGCCGACGAGAUCCAGUACUUUGAGUCGGAAAAUGCCACUGUGGUGGACCAGUGCUGCCAUUUGUUGACACUCUGGUUCGACGACGACAUGGAUGCAAGUCUGGACAACUUGGCGUACAUUCUGGAGGGUUUGGAAAUGAUGCCUGCAGCCGAUGCGGUCAAGCAAAUGAUUGCACUACUUAGUGAUAAGGCUGAGGAUGUAUCAGAGUGAGCUCACUAAGGUGGCCAAUAUUCGGCUUGUAUCAUUUCCUAUAGAUGUCGGUAAAAUAAAUGUCGUUUCCAUAAAUUCCUAAAA
This is a messenger RNA of Anopheles coustani, 2251 nucleotides long. RefSeq names its product THO complex subunit 1 (gene Hpr1). Gene Ontology annotation, molecular function: protein binding. Gene Ontology annotation, biological process: mRNA export from nucleus; regulation of DNA-templated transcription elongation; signal transduction. Gene Ontology annotation, cellular component: THO complex part of transcription export complex. The transcript has 2 exons. The coding region runs from base 83 to 2167 and encodes 694 amino acids. The record is from RefSeq and is a predicted model, not a curated record. Lineage: Eukaryota; Metazoa; Arthropoda; Insecta; Diptera; Culicidae.